Pongo pygmaeus (Bornean orangutan) is the source of this 1842-nucleotide messenger RNA. RefSeq names its product NME/NM23 family member 7 (gene NME7). Bases 338 to 1582 code for a protein of 414 amino acids. The record is from RefSeq and is a predicted model, not a curated record. Gene Ontology annotation, molecular function: ATP binding; nucleoside diphosphate kinase activity. Lineage: Eukaryota; Metazoa; Chordata; Mammalia; Primates; Hominidae. Gene Ontology annotation, cellular component: axonemal microtubule; centrosome. Gene Ontology annotation, biological process: GTP biosynthetic process; UTP biosynthetic process; CTP biosynthetic process. The transcript is spliced from 14 exons.
AACAAUGGCGUCUCGUAGCCCCAGGCGACAGCGUGGCGGGGCGGGUCUGUCGAUUGGAUGAACGCAGCUGAGAUUACUCCCAGCCACUAAGGACGAAGAGGUGGGGCGGUGGCGUCCCACGCACCGUGCGACAGUGGGCGGGGCUCUGUUGCCUGAGUAACCGGAUGAUGGUGGUGGUGGUGGUGUCUUCCUGUCUCAACGAUACCUAUUUUCUAGUGCUGAGAUCCUGAGACAAUGGUAGAUCUAAUAGGAUUUCCUGAUGAAUUGGAUCUAUGGUCUGAGAGAAAAUGAGUCAAGGAUAGAGUUAAAAGAUGACCCUAGGAUUUUGUCCUGAGCAAUGAAUCAUAGUGAAAGAUUCGUUUUCAUUGCAGAGUGGUAUGAUCCAAAUGCUUCACUUCUUCGACGUUAUGAGCUUUUAUUUUACCCAGGGGAUGGAUCUGUUGAAAUGCAUGAUGUAAAGAAUCAUCGCACCUUUUUAAAGCGGACCAAAUAUGAUAACCUGCACUUGGAAGAUUUAUUUAUAGGCAACAAAGUGAAUGUCUUUUCUCGACAAUUGGUAUUAAUUGACUAUGGGGAUCAAUAUACAGCUCGCCAGCUGGGCAGUAGGAAAGAAAAAACGCUAGCCCUAAUUAAACCAGAUGCAGUAUCAAAGGCUGGAGAAAUAAUUGAAAUAAUAAACAAAGCUGGAUUUACUAUAACCAAACUCAAAAUGAUGAUGCUUUCAAGGAAAGAAGCAUUGGAUUUUCAUGUAGAUCACCAAUCAAGACCCUUUUUCAAUGAGCUGAUCCAGUUUAUUACAACUGGUCCUAUUAUUGCCAUGGAGAUUUUAAGAGAUGAUGCUAUAUGUGAAUGGAAAAGACUGCUGGGACCUGCAAACUCUGGAGUGGCACGCACAGAUGCUCCUGAAAGCAUUAGAGCCCUCUUUGGAACAGAUGGCAUAAGAAAUGCAGCGCAUGGCCCUGAUUCUUUUGCUUCUGCGGCCAGAGAGAUGGAGUUGUUUUUUCCUUCAAGUGGAGGUUGUGGGCCGGCAAACACUGCUAAAUUUACCAAUUGUACCUGUUGCAUUGUUAAACCUCAUGCUGUCAGUGAAGGACUGUUGGGAAAGAUCCUGAUGGCUAUCCGAGAUGCAGGUUUUGAAAUCUCAGCUAUGCAGAUGUUCAAUAUGGAUCGGGUUAAUGUUGAAGAAUUCUAUGAAGUUUAUAAAGGAGUAGUGACCGAAUAUCAUGACAUGGUGACAGAAAUGUAUUCUGGCCCUUGUGUAGCAAUGGAGAUUCAACAGAAUAAUGCUACAAAGACAUUUCGAGAAUUUUGUGGACCUGCUGAUCCUGAAAUUGCCCGGCAUUUACGCCCUGGAACUCUCAGAGCAAUCUUUGGUAAAACUAAGAUCCAGAAUGCUGUUCACUGUACUGAUCUGCCAGAGGAUGGCCUAUUAGAGAGUCUCACUCUGUCACCCAGGCUGGAGUGCAGUGGCAGGAUCUUGGCUCAUUGCAACCUCCGCCUCCCAGGUUCAAGCAAAUCUUCUGCCUCGGCCUCCCGAGUAGCUGGGACUACAGGUUCAAUACUUCUUCAAGAUCUUGGAUAAUUAGUGGUAUGGAAAGUAAAGAAGUCACAGGUUGGGACAUUUAGACAAGAGUGAAUCACACACAUGAGGAAUGUGUUCAUUCUUUUAUUGUCCAUUGUUUUAACCUGACUGAAUACAAGAUCAACAAGAGCACUGUACUCCUGGCAAUUAUUACAUAUGUUAGAACAUGGAUUUUGCACUGUAGACAACAUUUAACACCAGUCUAUGGGGUACUGCAUUGCUUUUUAUAAAGUUCAAAAUAAAGAUUUAUUUUCAAACAA